UUUUCUUAAUAAUUGAAUCACAUUGAGGUAGAUGAUUGGGAAGAAAGAAUAGAAUAUAUAACGGAAUAAAGAAAAUAGUGUGUGGGUGCUUGUCAUUGGAAAGUUUAUUUCCAGAGUUUUGUGUUUAAUUUACAAUUUUCUGUACGUGUUGUCUUUCUCUACCCUACACUUAUUUUUAAGAUUUCGUCUAACAAUUUCUUACGAAAUUUAAGGUCGGACUCCGGCAAGAAGUUGUGACGUGAUGGGAAUUGCAUUCAAAUAAUUUAUUAUUCCACAUUUCACUGUCAGGAAUAUCCAUGAACAGUAUUGGAGAGAACUGCAGUGAGCUCAAGAAUCAGUAUGACCAUUGCUUCCUUACUUGGUUUUCUGAGAAAUUCCUGAAAGGGGAUACAAAUGAUGAAGUGUGUGCCCCUUUUUUCAAGGUAUACCAGCAGUGCGUUAAGAAAGCUAUGAAGGAACACCACAUUGAUUUGAAGGAAGUUGAAAAGGACGUACUGGGAUCUGCAGAUGAACAUGCCCCUCCACCAAAAAAUACUUGACAGUCAAAGCAAAUGGGGUGGUGUGGCUGGUUAUUUUCAUGCACAUUGCCCAAGGCCCUGCCUUGCCAACAACCAAUUACUGAUAAAGAAAAGCAAGAAAUAAAACAUAGGUGGUCACAGCAUAUAUUAGAAGCUGAAACAGCUGUCACAGAUAUGUAGAUUAUAUCACAAUUUAAUGUAUUCCAGUUUCUUUUCUUAGCUUACAAUAUUACUGGUUCCAAUUUGUAACUUAUUAAAGGCUGUCUGUCCUACGAAAGGAUCCUGCAGGUCUGAGGCAGAGUA
This is a messenger RNA of Zootermopsis nevadensis, 821 nucleotides long. RefSeq names its product TP53-regulated inhibitor of apoptosis 1. Gene Ontology annotation, molecular function: phosphatidic acid transfer activity. The record is from RefSeq and is a predicted model, not a curated record. Gene Ontology annotation, cellular component: mitochondrial intermembrane space; nucleus; cytosol. NCBI's taxonomy places the organism in Eukaryota, Metazoa, Arthropoda, Insecta, Blattodea, Termopsidae. Gene Ontology annotation, biological process: phospholipid translocation.